Messenger RNA from Dromiciops gliroides (monito del monte), 1188 nucleotides. RefSeq names its product myeloid cell surface antigen CD33-like. The transcript has 7 exons. The record is from RefSeq and is a predicted model, not a curated record. Bases 1 to 1188 code for a protein of 395 amino acids. NCBI's taxonomy places the organism in Eukaryota, Metazoa, Chordata, Mammalia, Microbiotheria, Microbiotheriidae.
AUGGACUUCCUUCUCCUCCUGCUGCUGCUGCUGCUCCAAUUCUGGGAGGGGUCCUUUUCUCCACAGAAGCAAACAUUUGAGCUUUGCGUGUCCGGGCCAGUCACUGUGCAGGAAGGGUUGUGUGUCGCCAUCCCCUGCUCCUUCCACUAUCCCUCAGAAUACAGGAAUAAUGACCCAGGCUAUGCAUACUGGUACCAAAAGAAAUCAGGCAAACUGGUGGCCACCAAUAAACCCCACAUGACAAUCCACCCCGGGGACAAAGACCGGUUCCACUUUAUUGGGAAUCCCCAAAUGGACAACUGCUCCCUGAGAAUUACUGGGGCCAAGAAAAGUGAUGCAGGGGAUUAUGAGUUCCGUAUAGAAAAGGGAGCACUGAGUUACAGUUACUCCAAACACAGAGUAUCACUCCAGGUGGUAGAACUGACCGAGAAGCCAGAGAUUCACAUGCCAGAGAUCUUGGAACCUGGGAAACAGGUGACUUUGACCUGUGUGGUUCCUGAAGUCUGCAGAAAUGCUUCACCUGUCACCUUCCUCUGGCAAGGGACUGCUCUCUCUUCCCAGGGACUGGCCUCACAAAAUACCAAUUCCUCCAAACUCCUGUUCACCCCCUGGCCCCAGGACAAUAACACCAAUAUUACCUGUCAGGUGAAAUUAGCAGAAGCCACGAUGAGCACAGAGACAACUAUCCAGCUCACCCCUGCCAAUAAAGGCUCACCAAGGUCCAGUCACCUCUUGGAAACAGUGAAUCAAAGUGCUCUGGUUCUAUCCAUCUUGGCUACUGUGCUCUUCACUUGCCUGGUGACUUGCCUAGUGAAGAGACUGAGGAGAAAACCAUCAGACGGAGAUGUGGGGGGUUCAGAGUCUGGGAUCAGCACCAACCAAGUCUCCAGUGUGGUCCCACUGAAUCAACAUGAGAAUUCUACACAGCAUGCCAGCCCAGAGAUCCCGCCGGCAAUUGUGCUGACCCCCUGCUUACAGGAGUGGGGGGAUGAGGUACAAUAUGCUUCUAUCUCCACCCAAGCCCAGAAGCCCCAAAAGAUCUACGAGCUAGAAGACACCAAUACUGAGUACUCAGAGCUCAAGUUUGAAACAGGAAACUGGAAGAAGGGUGCGGGGCCUGCGGAUCAGGGCACCUGCGUCCUUGUUGGAAAAGGAAAGGGGCAGGAGGCUUGGGUCCUUGCGUUGUAG